GUGAAUACCUCCGCAACCCAGGCCCAAUUAGGGUUUCGCCUCCAUAUUAAGUUCAUUUGGAUAGCUCGGCCGCUGUUUCCCUUUGAACUUCUUCGGCACUGCUGCUACCCUGAUAGGGUUCUAACAGAAGACGACGAUAAAUGUUAUGUAGUAUUCGAUUGAUGAACGGUUUAGAAGUGAAGUUUAAGGCAGCAACAGUUAACAACCAUGAGUAAGCUUCAGAGUGAAGCCCUAAGAGAAGCGAUUACUCAAAUCACCACAGAUGCAAAAGAGAAGAAGCGUAAUUUCACUGAAACCAUUGAACUCCAAAUUGGACUCAAGAACUACGACCCACAAAAGGACAAACGUUUCAGUGGAACAGUGAAAUUGCCUCACAUUCCUAGGCCUAAAUUGAAAGUAUGCAUGCUUGGAGAUGCCCAACAUGUUGAAGAGGCUCAAAAGAUUGGGCUUGAAUACAUGGAUGUUGAAGGUCUCAAGAAGCUGAACAAGAACAAGAAGCUUGUGAAAAAGCUUGCAAAAAAGCACCAAGCUUUUUUAGCUUCUGAAUCUGUCAUUAAGCAGAUUCCUCGUUUGUUAGGCCCUGGUCUUAACAAAGCAGGAAAAUUCCCAACACUUGUUUCUCAUCAAGAAUCCCUUGAAGCAAAAGUUAAUGAAACAAAAGCAACUGUGAAAUUUCAAUUGAAGAAGGUUUUGUGUAUGGGAGUUGCUGUUGGAAACUGCAGCAUGGAAGAGAAGCAGAUUUUCCAGAAUGUUCAAAUGAGUGUUAACUUUCUUGUUUCAUUGUUGAAGAAGAAUUGGCAAAAUGUGAGGUGUUUGUAUUUGAAGACAACAAUGGGAAAGCCCGUGCGUAUUUUUUAGGUUGUUUUUUUGGGAUUUGUUUUUGUUUGGAGACAAAUAUUAGUGAGAAUUGAGUACUUGGAAGCAGUUAUUGCUUUGUGUUUUUUUUGGUUUUGUUGGAUGUUUAAUUUUUAAUUGUAUUGGAUUUUGGUAAUGAGGCUUAUGUUUUUAAUAUGGUCUACUUAUUGGUAAAGUUAAGAUGAAGUAGCUUAUUUUAAA
This is a messenger RNA of Lactuca saligna, 1056 nucleotides long. NCBI's taxonomy places the organism in Eukaryota, Viridiplantae, Streptophyta, Magnoliopsida, Asterales, Asteraceae. The record is from the annotation of a GenBank genome assembly.